AUGGCCAGCGCCAGCAUAGGUCAGGCGAAUUUGCGCCCCGAGGAUGUCGUAGCAACUGCUCGGAUUACUCUUACCCCCCAGGAGUCCAAACUACGAAACCUGCUGCUCGAUGUGGCUCGGUAUAUCGACGAGUCAAAAGAGAUCAAGGAGCGCCUGGAGCUUCGAUUCGCCGGGGGCUGGGUGCGGGACAAGCUUCUGGCUAUUCCAAGCAACGAUAUUGAUACUGCUAUAAAUUCAAUGACAGGCUAUGCGUUUAGCCUCAAGAUGAAGGAGUACCUCGAUGUCCCAGAGAAUCGGCUCAAGCAUGGCAUUGAGAAUGUCUCGAGCCUCCACAAGAUAGCAGCAAAUCCAGAAAAGUCGAAACACCUCGAAACCGUCACCACGAAGUUAUUGGGCUACGAUCUGGAUUUCGUAAACUUGCGGAAGGAGACAUAUACUGUUGAUAGCAGGAAUCCACAGAUGGAAUUUGGAACCGCAAGAGAAGAUGCUUUACGCCGAGAUGCAACUAUCAAUGCGCUGUUUUACAACAUCCACACAGACGAAGUGGAAGAUUUCGCAGGAGGUCUAGCAGACCUUGACGCAAGGCUAAUCAGAACUCCUCUUGAGCCUCACCAGACCUUCGUCGACGACCCGCUUCGCGUCUUGAGAUUAAUUCGUUUUGCAAGUCGGCUCAAUUUCAGAAUAGACACAGACUCGGAGCUGUCUAUGGGUGAUCCGGCAAUUUUAGACGCUUUAAAACUGAAAAUCAGCAGAGAAAGGGUCGGCGUGGAGUUGGAGAAAAUGAUGAAUGACAAAAACACCCGUACUGCUUUUGACCUGAUUGAUCGGCUGGGCCUGUAUACGACAAUAUUCACUAACCCCACUGCAGAGCGAUUUCCCCAGGUGGAUACUAGCAAUUGGAAAAAUGCAUAUAACUGUCUUGAUCUUAUCAAGUCUAACGAAUCUCCCGCCUCCAUUUAUAAGCUACUUGUUCGCUCUGACGAAUCUGAAGCUGUUGCUUGGGUCCUUGCAGCAUUAUCACCUUGGGCGCUUCUUGGGUCCCCUCCCAGACCCCCUGGAGGCAAGCUACCGCUUCCAUAUGCUACAUUUGCUGCUAGGGAAGGUAUCAAGUCAAACAACAAAGUUUGCGAUGUUGUUACGGGUGCUUCCAGGCACUUUCGCGAAAUUAUCGACCUAAAGGCAGCUGUACUGGCAAAGGAGUCUCACGUAUAUGAACGUGACACGAUAGGCAUGACAAUUCGUCGCUGGGAUGCCAAUGGUGGCCAAUGGAAGCUCCACGUCGUUCUAGCCAUACUCGUGGAGUCUAUGGGGACUGAUGUCACUGCUGGAUAUGAUACCUUUCUUCAACAGUGGCAGAAGUUUCUGGAUCAUAUUAUUGACUUGGAUUUGUUGGAGGCGGCAACUUGUAAACGGAUUAUAGACGGCAAACAAUUAUCGAAGGAACUCAAGGCUAAGCCAGGGAUAUGGAUGACGGCGGCGUUGGAUUUGGUCAUGGCCUGGCAAUUCCGCAACCCUACAGAGACAGAUCCUCGUGGGGCAAUCGAGGAGGUACUGAGGAAGAAAGAGGAGCUUAAAAUUCCCAUUAUAUAG
Pseudogymnoascus verrucosus is the source of this 1590-nucleotide messenger RNA. It is a transcript of the gene CCA1, whose product is annotated as CCA tRNA nucleotidyltransferase, mitochondrial. NCBI's taxonomy places the organism in Eukaryota, Fungi, Ascomycota, Leotiomycetes, Thelebolales, Thelebolaceae. The transcript has 3 exons. Gene Ontology annotation, molecular function: RNA binding; ATP:3'-cytidine-cytidine-tRNA adenylyltransferase activity. The coding region runs from base 1 to 1590 and encodes 529 amino acids. Gene Ontology annotation, biological process: tRNA 3'-terminal CCA addition. The record is from RefSeq and is a predicted model, not a curated record.